This is a messenger RNA of Ambispora gerdemannii, 378 nucleotides long. Lineage: Eukaryota; Fungi; Glomeromycota; Glomeromycetes; Archaeosporales; Ambisporaceae. The record is from the annotation of a GenBank genome assembly.
AUGGUGGUUUAUGCUCCCAGCAAAGGAACUGAGGAAAGAACCCGUUUAUAUCAAGACUAUAAAGAAGAAUUUUCCGAAUUAAGAAGAGUUUACGGCAUUAGACACUUAACCAGCAAAAAAGAAGAACGACAAAACAAUCCCGAAAUAGAACUAAACGAAGCCCAAUUUAUCGCCUUAGAACGAGAUAAAAAAAGAGAACGGGAGAAAUCUAUUAAAGAAUUUGAAAGGUUUUGUCAAGGACAACAUAUUCUAACUUAUGGCACUAGUUUUGAACAGAGAGCAGAAAAAGUUUUAGAGGUCAAAGAGAUAGAAGAAAUGAAAGAGGAACCAAACAUAAAAGAAACUCCCGAGCAAUUACAAGUAAUAGCCAAGAAAUAA